AUGUCUGAUCCUGAGUUGGACUGUCUCCUGAAGGAGAUGAGUAGCGUUGUCGAUGAGGCUGAACAUCAGGCUCACCUCCAAAACCUCCAACAGCUCAUUAGCCAGUCAGCAGAACCAUCCACCAGUCAGCCUUCCACCAGUUAUCCAUCAAACAGCAAGCAAGACGUUAGGUGGAAUAAGAGGGACAGUGAUGGAAACAUUAUUUCCGGCAGGCCCAGAUCAUCCCGCAAACAAGCAGCAGGUCCCAGUCACAGCCAGAGUCGGAAGACUGGUGUCUCUAAUGUCAGGGCUCCGGACACCAGUGGGGAAGUGACCAGUGACUUUCCUUCUGUUACUGCGGAGUCCUUCCUUCAAGAGCUUAAACGCUCACUGGGUGAGGACAUACAUGAGGAUGAAACGCCACCUCAAGCCUCAACAGACUGGUCGACCCGAAAGAGCCUCAUAUCAGGGUGGUGGGAGAAAGAGAGACCCCGUCUGGUCAACACCAUGGUGGCUGGACAACAUGCGGCAACUCGGAUCUGCCAACACUGUGGAAACGGUCCAGCCGUUAUCCGUUGUUGUGACUGCCGACCACACCCAUUCCUCUGUGGCCAAGGCGUCUUGUACCUUUGGAGAUGCCAGAGACAAUAUGUGUUUGUCUACGAGGAUCGUCCACUGUCAACAUAG
Messenger RNA from Perca fluviatilis (European perch), 666 nucleotides. RefSeq lists its product as uncharacterized. NCBI's taxonomy places the organism in Eukaryota, Metazoa, Chordata, Actinopteri, Perciformes, Percidae. The transcript has 4 exons. The coding region runs from base 1 to 666 and encodes 221 amino acids. The record is from RefSeq and is a predicted model, not a curated record.